Alligator mississippiensis (American alligator) is the source of this 4409-nucleotide messenger RNA. Its product is annotated as semaphorin-3D. The record is from RefSeq and is a predicted model, not a curated record. The transcript has 19 exons. Lineage: Eukaryota; Metazoa; Chordata; Crocodylia; Alligatoridae. Bases 271 to 2700 code for a protein of 809 amino acids. Gene Ontology annotation, molecular function: semaphorin receptor binding; chemorepellent activity. Gene Ontology annotation, biological process: positive regulation of cell migration; neural crest cell migration; negative chemotaxis.
UUGUAAAGUUCAGGUGCUUUUGCUUUGCCACGGACUAUGCACCGGAGGCGGCUGAGCUUGAAACAGGAUAGCAGUGUGAACAGGCAGCAAGCUGGUAAAGGGACAUUAAUUAAUCAUCAAUAAGAAUCAACAAAGCCUUGGGUUGAUGGUGCCAAGUGGCCUAUCCAACGGCGUGGGGUAAAGUACGCUGACAGCAACUGGAACCUGUUCCUUCACACUGGUGGGAUGCAGCAUGUUUCAGCAUCACAGCUCUGCAGGAAGGAAAUCUGAAUGGUUGGAAGUGGAACCAGAAUCUCCCCAGACACAACAUGCACCCGUGAAAGAGGGAUUGCUUUCCCCCCGGAGAACAGAGCCCCAGCCAGAGUCAGGAUGAAAGCCCUGAUCCUCAGAAGUCCGUUCCUCUCUGCUCCUGCCCUGAUGGUUCUGAUUCUCAUGCUGAGCACUGAGACCAGCAGUGCCUGGAAGCAAGGUGCCCCUCGCCUUCGUCUCUCCUACAAAGACCUGCUGAGAUCAAACAGCUCCCACCUACUGCUGGGUCCAGAAGAUGGGCUAGAGUUCCAGUCACUCCUGGUGGAUGAAGACAGGGCAUGGCUGAUGGUAGGAGCCAAAAACCAUGUCUUCCUUCUGCAUCUGGACAGCCCAAGCAAACCGCCUCAGAAGAUUUUCUGGCCAGCCCCCAGAGAGCAGGUGGAGCAUUGCAGACUUGCUGGGAAGAAUGCCGAGACAGAAUGUGCCAACUUCAUCCGCCUCCUCCAGCCAUUUAACCAAAGCCAUGUGUUUGCCUGUGGAACAGGCUCCUAUCAGCCCAUCUGCACCUUCAUCCAGCUUGGAGAAAGGGAAAAGGAACUGGGGACCUCACCUAUGCAGCUGGUGGCCCACUCUAUGGAAUCUGGGCGAGGCAAAUGUCCGUACAGUCCCCACGAACCCUUUACUGGGCUGCUUAUAGAUGGAGACCUCUACUCGGGCACCUCCAUUGACUUUAUGGGUAGUAGUGCUGCCUUCUUCCGAACCGGGGUUCACGGGGCUGACCAGAACUACAUCCGAACAGAACAGAACCAAGACCACUGGCUAAAUGAGCCUGUGUUCAUUGGGGCCUAUGCCAUUCCUGACACCUACAAUGCCCACGAUGACAAGGUGUACAUCUUCCUUCGUGAGAUAGCCCUGGAGGCCGGCCCAUGGGAGAGACGCCGCAUCCACGCCCGGGUAGCCCGGGUAUGCAAGAAUGACCUGGGUGGGAAGCGCAGUCUGAUCAAUCGCUGGAGCACGUUCCUCAAAGCCCGGCUGGUCUGCUCCAUCCCGGGGCCCCAAGGCACUGAGACACACUUUGAUCAGCUAGAGGAUGUCUUCCUCCUCCACACCCGAAACCCCCAGAGCCCUCUCAUCUUUGGCCUCUUCACUGUCUCCAGCAGCGGGGUCUUCAGUGGCUCUGCUGUAUGUGUUUACUCCAUGGCUGCUGUGCGAGCUGCUUUCAACGGGCCCUUUGCACACAAGGAAGGCUUUGACUACCGCUGGGUGGAGUACAAGGGGCGGAUCCCCUACCCCCGUCCAGGAACGUGCCCCAGUGAAACAUAUGACCCUCUUCUCCAGUCCACUAAGGACUUCCCCGAUGAUGUGAUCAGCUUCAUGCGCACCCACCAGCUGAUGUGGGAGCCCAUCUAUCCGCUUCGCCACAAGCCCAUCCUAGUGAAAGUCAAUGUGCCCUAUCGGCUGCGGCAGCUGUUGGUGCACAGGCUGGAGACAGAGAACAGACACUACGACAUUCUCUUCCUUGGCACAGAUGAAGGCAAAGUGCUGAAGGUGGCAGUCGCCAGUGGGGGAGGCCAGGACAGUGAGGAGAUCAGCCUGGAGGAGAUCAGCAUCUCUAAGGUGCCCUUGCCCAUCCUGGACAUGCAGUUUUCGCCGAAGCGGCAGGAGCUAUUUGUGAGCAAUGCCCAUGGGCUGGUCCAACUCUCCCUGCAUCGCUGUGAGCUCUAUGGCAAGGCCUGCACCGACUGCUGCUUGGGCAGGGACCCCUACUGCACCUGGGAUGGCAAGGCUUGCAGCCCCCACCCGCUGAUUGAGAAGAGGCGAGCGCGGUGCCAAGAUGUGCUGAAGGCUGAUCCAGCCAGCCAGUGCCAGGACACCACAGAGGGGCUCCCUGCAGCCGAGGAAAAGCUGGUGUUCGGGGUGGAGAACAACUCCACGUUCCUGGAGUGCGCGGCCCACUCUCCUCAGACGGCCACGCGGUGGCUCAUGCAGCACAGCAGGGCAGCAGUGCUGGAAGAGGUUAGGAAGAACGACCGCAUCUCCAUCCUCGAGCAGGGGCUCCUGAUCCGCCAGCUGGCGAGAGAGGACGCAGGGCUGUAUGAGUGCCAGGCGGUGGAGCGCUCCUUCUCCCGCCCCCUUGCACGCUACACCCUCCGUGUCAUUGGGCACGAGGUGAUGGAGGCCCCACCUUCCAAGUGGAGCAAGGCCAUGGAGGCAGGAGGGAGCCGCCAGAGUGCCAUGCCUGGCAUCGCAGAGCAGUUCCACUACAAGGGGUACCCACGGGCCCUGGGGCCACCAGGCACCAGCCUCAGUGAAUACUGCAGUGCUCUGCGGCACCAGGAGAGGCAGCGGCAAAAGGCCUGGAACCAGAAGUGGCAGCAGCACUCCCUGGAAGGCAAGAAAGGCAGGGUGCGCCGGCAUCCUGGCCCCACUCAGCACAAGGAAGCAGCUUGAAACUGCUCUGAUCUUUGUGCCACAUGGGCUCAGGAGGGCAUGAAAGCCUCUCUCUCUCUGGUUGGCUGUGUGCCUGGGGCCUUUCUAAAUGCCCACCCUGCCUGCCACUACCAGCUCCAGAUGCUUGCUCAAAAACUUAAGGACCUGCUGUUGACUACCUCAGACAUGACUUUGCCCUUCUCCCUUCUUUUCCUGAGCCUGGUGGGGAUGGUGAAGACACCAGAAACACUGGGACACCCACAGCCCCAUGGAACAGCCAAGUCUGGCAGUGAGCAAGUACAGGGGACCCAGCCCCUGCCCUGGAGCAGGCAGCUGGUUACAAAGCCUGCUGAGCAAGACUGACCUGACCAGGGGAUUGACAGUAUCUACAUACCAUGAAGUAUUUAUUCCCUGCAUUUUUCUCGUUAUUUUUCUUAUGAUUCUUCUUAAAAAUAAAUACUGAAGAGGAAGAACGGCCCCUCCUGUUUCUUGCCAGCCACUUGCAGGCUGCCAUUACAUUGCAUGAAAUGCAGACCUAGUCCCAAUGUGGGCUGCCCCCCAGUCCAGCCCCUUGGAGGGGGCCUUGCAAGGCAGGACGCUGCCUGGUACAGUGGCUGGAGCACAGGGCAGGGCAAGGCAGCUCUAAUCCCAGUUCUACUUGGAAAGUGCCUCAGGCAUUGACUAAUUUUCCCUGUGGAAGUGGCAGGUGGAAACAGGACAUGCUGGGGCAGUUCAGCAGGGGCAGUUCAGAUCAGACACCGUCUUCACAGACCUCAGAGAUGCAAACAUCUCUGGCCUCUGUGGGCCUCUUCCACAGCAACGAGCUUGGGCAGAGGUCAUUCUCCAAACCUGCAGGAAAAAUCCUUUCCAGUACUGUUCUCCCAGCUGCACUGGGUAUUCCUGCAGGUUCAGGCUGGCAGCUGCUUCGCAGCUCACCCCCGCUCCCACCUGGGGGCUUGUGAACCAGCUUAUCUAAAACAAGGCCACUACCUCACUAAAUGCACUUUGUAACAAGUAAGGGUCAGCCCUGGGCUGCUCCUGCCAGGGGGAAAAUCCUCUGCAAUAAGAAUACCCUUGCGCUACAUUGUCAAGAGCGUCAGACUUUAGCAGGUGAAUCAAAGCAACUGAGCAAAGCAACCAGUCAGUGGCUGUUUGACAGGGACUAGAUUUAACUUAUUGUUGACCACAGUGAUGGUUCCUUGAGCCCCACUUCCACAAUGCACCGCAGGUUCCAGUAAGUCACUGACUCUUAACACAUGUGCCAAGGUGCUCUGCUGAACUGAGUGAUCCCUUAUUCCACUCCCUCCAGCACAAUCAAGCUCACUAAGCCUCUUCUGACACCCCUGGCACCCAGAGCUGGGGCUGAGAUGAGUGCAUGUGCGCAUGAACAUCCAUACCAGACCUCCUGCAGCCCAAGAUCCCUGCUCUGGUUCUGAAUGUUUCACAGCAGGAGAAGCAAGUGAUCCCAUAGGCAGCUAUACCAAGUUACAAUUUAUUUUUUUAAAAAAUGACAUGAAACACAAGUAAAAAUAAAUACAUCAUAUAAACAACAAAUUGUUCAAAGUCUCUGUUCUGGGAAAUCAGGCGAGCACAUCCCGCUAGACAGAGAAGAGGGAAGCACAUGAUCGUGCGUGCAGCCGCCCGAGCGACCCGCCGUGCUACAGACAUGCCUCCUUCCAAUCACAAAAGACAGGCCACAAACUAAGGCGGUAUUUAAAAAAAAACAAAAA